This is a messenger RNA of Harpegnathos saltator (Jerdon's jumping ant), 811 nucleotides long. RefSeq names its product NHP2 ribonucleoprotein (gene NHP2). NCBI's taxonomy places the organism in Eukaryota, Metazoa, Arthropoda, Insecta, Hymenoptera, Formicidae. The transcript has 3 exons. Gene Ontology annotation, molecular function: RNA binding. The coding region runs from base 305 to 775 and encodes 156 amino acids. The record is from RefSeq and is a predicted model, not a curated record.
UAAGAUCCGACUAUGAAUACUGGCCUACGCAUAUUUUUUGAUUGUCGGGAUUGCGUACGCGUUGUCCCUGUUUUUCUUUUAUCUUUAUACUGGAAAACCUUUAUACUGGAAAAUAGCGUAUGGAUAAAGCUGAAUGCAGUCCGGAGCCAUAUAUUGAACUGAACUGACUGAACUGUGUUAUUCGCGUGUUUAUAAACACGUGUAUUUACAUUUAUCGAAGACAAAAAAUAAAAUAAAAGAAAGUAAACACGUGCAUAUGCGAUAAAUUCUUAUAAUAUAAAAAGGACACAAAAAAUAUUUUAAAAUGAGUGAAAAAAUACUCAAGAUAGAAUGUGAUGAGAAUAAAACAGAGGAAAGUAUUAAUGUUUCAGAAAUGAGUUACGAAGAGAAGUUACAGUUAGUGAAUACUAUAGCCAAACCAAUUGCAUCUAAGAAAUUAAGUAAAAGGAUUUACAAAUGUAUAAAAAAAGCAUCUAAGCAUAAAACAUAUCUCCGCAAUGGUUUAAAGGAUGUACAAAAGCAUCUUCGCAAAGGAGAAACAGGGUUGGUUAUAUUUGCAGCUGAUGUAUUUCCUAUAGAAAUUAUGUGUCACUUACCAGUAAUAUGCGAGGACAAAAAUGUUCCCUAUUGUUAUACACCUUCAAGACAAGAUAUUGGUAUAGCAAUGGGUAUAAAUCGAGGUAGCCUUAUGGUGCUCAUCAAGGAACAUCCAGAAUACAAAGAUCUAUAUACUGAAAUUAAAGAAGCAAUAAUGACACUUUCUACACCUUUAUAAUUUCAACAUAUUAACUACCUUUUAUUAUGCAUAUUU